AUGGGACUUUCUAGGGGGUUGUCGGAAGAUGUAUGUGGUGCCAAGGAGCUGGCAAUCCUAUUGGAGCCCAGUGACGUCAUCGCUGUGCGGGAUCGGCCGCUGAUGCUGGACUGCCGGGUAGAGGGCGAGGGUUCCAUCUCGAUCACGUGGCGCAAGAACGGGGUGCCCGUAGUUGUGGGGGAGCGUGUACAGGUGCUGCCCAAUGGGACCCUCUUCAUCCAGAGCUUCCAGAAACGACUAGACAGAGUCGGAAGUGAGACAGAUGUUGGAGAGUACGACUGCGCCGCUCAGAACCGCUUUGGCAUGCUGGUCAGCCGCAAGGCCCGGGUUCAGCUGGCAUCCCUCCCUAAGUUCCACACACACCCAGAGUCCAUGUCAGUGGACGAUGGCGGUGUGGCUCGCUUCAAGUGCCAAGUCAAUAGUGUGCCAGAGGCCAACAUCACUUGGGAAAGGGACAGAACCCCACUCACUACUACCGACAACAGGUACACUCUCCUGCCAAUGGGUAUCCUCCAGGUGACUGGUGUGAGGCGGAUUGAUGCCGGGGUGUACCGUUGUAUGGCCUCCAACAUCGCCAACACACGCUUCAGCCAUGAGGCUGUCCUCAAUGUAACCGGUGAGGCUUCCAGGAUCUACAAGGAGCCAGUUAUCCUCUCUGGGCCCCAGAACCUGACCAUCACCGUCCACCAGACAGCCAUUUUGGAGUGCAUUGCCACAGGGAACCCCCGGCCCAUUGUGUCCUGGAGCAGGCUGGAUGGGCGCUCCAUCGGGGUGGAGGGCAUCCAGGUGUUGGGCACUGGAAACCUGAUGAUCUCGGACGUGUCGCUGCAGCACUCGGGGGUGUACGUGUGCGCCGCCAACCGCCCCGGGACCAGGAUGAGGCGUACUGCACUGGGAAGACUGGUGGUGCAAGCUCCCCCUGAGUUCAUGCAGUGGCCGCAGUCUGUCUCAAAACCAGCGGGAGGCAGUGCUGUGUUCACCUGUGUGGCCCAGGGCGUCCCCGAGCCUCACCUCAUCUGGCUGAAGAAUGGCAAGAUCCUGAUGCCCGGUGACAAUGUCAAGCUCACCAACAACAACAGCACCCUGGCCGUGACGCGCAUCACCUCGGAGGACGAGGCCAUCUACCAGUGCAUCGCUGAGAACAUGGCUGGCACCAACCAGGCUAGCGCCCGUCUGGCCGUAUCCCUGGCCAAGGAUCUGCCCGACUCCCCCCAGGGCCUCACGGCCACCGCCCUCUCCCCCAGCGCCCUGCAGCUCGCUUGGAUCCAGCCGCCCGUAGAGAUCACCGACGGCAUCAUCGGCUAUGUGCUCCACAUCCGCAAGAUCAGCGAGCCAGACAGUAGAGAGCUGCAGGAGGCAGUCAGUAAAACCACCUUCCAGCAUGACUUCACCAACCUGGAGCCAGCCACCACCUACUCUAUCUACCUCAAGGCCUACUCCCCACUGGGUGCCAGCCAGCAGUCCAGCACUGUGGUGGCCACAACACUAGGGGGCGUGCCCUCUCCCCCUACCUUCUUCACCAAGGUGGUGAACUCCACUGCAGUCCAGGUGCUAUGGGAGCUCCCCAGCAAGCCUGGCAAGGCAGAGGGCUUCAGGCUUACCUACCGCAGGGUCCCCCAUGCCGACUUCCAGGGGCCAGUUCAGUUCCCUUGCCACGUCAAUGCCCACACCAUCUCCCGCCUUGAAACCGGCGCGGUGUAUGAAGUCAAACUAGUGGCCUAUAACGGGAACGGCGAGAGCGACUGCUCCAAGAGGCUGGUGUCACUGGAAGAAGAAGGCAGCAGUGCCAAAACCAGUGGUGGGGAGAACCAGUGUACCUGUAGACAGGAGAGCGAGGGCUCGAUGGGUGGUAUAGUGGUGGGCAUUCAUAUCGGCAUGGCCUGCAUCAUCUUCUGUGUGCUCUUCCUCAUGUUUGGGUACCGUCACAGUUUGUUCUGCAGUAAAGGGACUCAGUACAGCUGGUCUGUUCCAAGAGGGGAGGAUCGGGGACAGCUGGGACAAAACGGGAUCCCCAAAGAGGGGGUCACUCGUCCUGUGGAAGUCACCCUGGAGUUAGUGCCUCAGAGUCGUGACUCCACCUGUCAUGGCGGGGCUCUAGUGCGUCCGGCCCAAUGCCAGGUCCUCAUCGAGCAGAACUCGUCUGGUCUGCCUGGCAUGGGCACAGGCUAGCAUUGGCCAAUAACCCCCCAAACCCUUACCUACCCUCCAUCCCAACAGUUUGCCUCUCGAUGGAUACUCCACCUCGCCUGCCCAAUCAAAUCCCCAUCCACACGCCACCCUAGUGUCCUGUGAUGCCAGGGGUCUGCCAUAGUUCUAUCCAUCCACCAACAAACCUGCUGCUGCUAACAAACAAAAAAAGGCUCCAUGUUUCCACUGUACUCUCUCGCCAUCCCUCCUCUUAAACCAAAGUCUGUUCUGUGCACGUGCACAUGUGAAUUCAGAACGCUAGCCUUGAGAAAUGCCUCCUCCUACAGAUGCCGUCCUAUUAUGUUGGGCUUUCUUAUCUUGCCAAGGAGAGCAGAUAUAACCAAAAUGUUCUGUUUCAAUGAUGUCCCCUUGGUAACAGUACAUGCAUUCACACUGUGCUAAUAAGGCCCCAGCUGAUGCCAAAUAUAAUGACUUACUGGGGCCUUUUAGGAUCUCUAUAUACGUUCCGGUCCACUUAGGAAAUCUUUGCACUAAGUGUACUAAACUCCACUGAGAAUUCCUGCUAACUUCUUGUCAGGGAACAUUACAUUAUCUUUAAUUAGCCUUAGCUCUGCAAUACUUAACAGACACAAGUGACGACGCGGCCUUGCUAAUAGCCUUAUUGAGUUGAUUGUCUUUAUCACCAUACUAGCCUCAAUGUCCGGAGGAACCAUUUAAGGCAACCACAACCCUCCCCCACAUUUACCCAAACCACUCUAACCAAAAUCUACCUCCAAAGAUAGCUACCUCAGUCUGAUGUGAUUGUCCGAGUCACAGUUGAGGCUAAUAUUAGCCUGAUGGAUGCUGCUUACCUCAGAACCCCAAAAUAAAUCCUAUACCCUUGAUCCCCCCUUCCCCCUCACUUUUUGUGCCAAUGCCAGAGUCCCGUGCCAGCCACCGCCCAGCAUCAGGGUGCCCACCUGAAUGACUGCCAUGGAGAGCCAAACUGUGGCAGUGUCUGAGCGUUACCAUCCCCACACCCUGUCCACUUGCCUUAGCCAAACCCACUCCAUCCUUUGUCACGAGCACAAGCCUUUGUCCUUGCCAGGGACCUGCUGAGACAGAACUCUG
This is a messenger RNA of Oncorhynchus gorbuscha (pink salmon), 3258 nucleotides long. RefSeq names its product immunoglobulin superfamily DCC subclass member 3-like. Lineage: Eukaryota; Metazoa; Chordata; Actinopteri; Salmoniformes; Salmonidae. The record is from RefSeq and is a predicted model, not a curated record. Gene Ontology annotation, molecular function: protein binding. Gene Ontology annotation, biological process: axon guidance; cell-cell adhesion. The coding region runs from base 1 to 2169 and encodes 722 amino acids. The transcript has 14 exons. Gene Ontology annotation, cellular component: plasma membrane; axon.